AUGGAAUAUUUAGUGUGGCAAUGGACAUGCUUACAUGCAUGCUGCAACAUUGGAAUGUCUAAUGUGGUGUUGGUCCGCACACAUGUGGAGCUUUUUCACAGCGUGUUGUCUGUAGUAUAUACAGUAUAUCAGCGGCGGACACAGUCUUUCAGUUGCCAUGUAAGGAAAUACGUGGUUCUGAGUGUGAUUUAUCGCCCGGCCACUGCUGAUCUGAAGGCCUACAUGUGCUGUCCUUAUGUAUCUGUGACCAUGAAAAGACGUGAGUUAUUCACCACGAUACUCAUCUUUGCCAUCGUAAAUGUGUUUAUCCUGGGACGCAGAUUCAUCCAUUUCCGAGUGCAGGAGACGGUCACCAGCCAAGCCAACUCAUUCGCUGAAUGGCACCAGGACGUCCCGCGCAGCACUGGACUCGGCGCGAUGGACUUGCAACCGGAAAAUGACCCCCAGCUGAUCUCGUACAUCCGUCACGUGUUAAUGAAGCGUCCGUCGAGAGGGCCUUACGUCCUUGGGCAUCGGGGCAACCUCACUUUCCCCUUCCAAGAGGACCAGAAGCUGCAGGAAUAUUUGAAGAAGAUGGCCGGCGGUGUGUUCGUGGAAGCGUACGCCGGUGACGGAGAGAAAGAAACCUCCACCCUGUACCUCGAGCGGAACGAGAGUUGGAGCGGCCUGCUGGUGGAGCCGGACCCCGCCCUCUACGCUUCCUUGCUAGGGAAAGGGCGAAAAUCCUUCAGCGUCAAUUCCAACUUGUCUCUCUCCUUAACGAAUUUUACUUCACGGAG
Messenger RNA from Penaeus monodon (black tiger shrimp), 779 nucleotides. RefSeq lists its product as uncharacterized. The record is from RefSeq and is a predicted model, not a curated record. NCBI's taxonomy places the organism in Eukaryota, Metazoa, Arthropoda, Malacostraca, Decapoda, Penaeidae.